ACUCGGCGUCAACGACGCAGAGCGGACGGUCGUCACGUGACACGGAAGUGACUCCGAACAGGAAGAGGACGAAAAAAAUAACCGUCCGCGACGCCGAGUGGAAGCGGACCCGCAGCCACCAUGAACAGCAAAGGGCAGUAUCCAACACAGCCUACCUACCCAGUGCAACCUCCUGGGAAUCCAGUGUACCCGCAGCCCUUACACCUUCCCCAGGCUCCGCCCUACACUGAUGCUCCCCCGGCAUACUCAGAGCUCUAUCGUCCAAGCUUUGUUCACCCCGGGGCUGCCACAGUUCCCACCAUGUCAGCUGCAUUUCCUGGCGCGUCUCUGUACCUGCCUGUGGCCCAGUCUGUGGCUGUAGGGCCUUUGGGCUCCACAAUCCCCAUGGCUUAUUACCCAGUUGGUCCCAUCUACCCUCCGGGCUCUGCAGUGCUGGUGGAAGGAGGCUACGAUGCAGGGGCCAGGUUUGGAGCUGGUGCGAGCGCUGGCAGCAUCCCUCCUCCACCUCCGGGAUGCCCUCCCAACGCUGCUCAGCUCGCAGUCAUGCAGGGGGCCAACGUCCUCGUAACUCAGCGCAAGGGGAACUUCUUCAUGGGCGGCUCAGAUGGUGGCUACACCAUCUGGUGAGGAGCCGGGGCCACUGCUGUACCGGGAAAGACAUCACAUACCUUCAGCACUUCUCACAAUGUAACUGCUUUAGUCAUUUUAACCUGAAGCUGCAGUUUAGACACAUGUUUGGGGGUGUCUUUCUGGUGUCCAAACUUUGAGGCACUUUUCAAAUUUAAUAAGGAACCAUGUAAGGGUAGCAGCCCCUCCCUAAAGCACUCUGAGGUAGGGAGGUAUCCAUUCUUGAAAUGAAUGUGCGUGGAGCAGCCCCAGGGCUCUUCCCUAAUUCCUCUGCAGUGACCAUGCUGGUCUUUGCUUCUAGUAAGAAAACAUCAAAUUAGGUUUGGAGGGAACUUUGAUCUUCCUAAGAAUUAAAGUUGCCAAAUUAUUCCGAUUGGUCUUUAAUCUCCUUUAAGUCUUUGAUUUAUAUUAUUUGUUAAAUGAAAUGCAUUAGCUGUCUGCCUUCUCCUUUCCAUCCUCCCCUCCCCCAAUCAGUGGUGCAGGACAGAAAGCCAGUCAGACUCAGCCCUUCUCUCCUUGCACCUGUCCUACUCGCCAUUUUUUAGUGUCUUUCAUAAGGAUCCUCUGAAGCCCCGUGUGCCCCGAGAAUGGACCCCCAUUUCUUCGGGCUCUGUGUAUCUCCAGGCAAGGUGAAGGGUACCUGCUGGACCCACCUUGUAAACUGUCUCUGUAUCACCAGGAACCCAGCCCUGCUGUGGUGCCUCAACUUAAACAGCUCUCAGUGCACACUGUCCCAGAAAAGCUUCUGGCGGGCAGGGAAGAUGCGUAUCAGAAGCUUGGCUGGCAGUAAAGCCAGGUCGAGGGAGUUUCAGAUCAAAACCCAGUUACUAUUUCCUGAGUCUCCUGCAGCCUCUCGGUCCAGGAGUUUCCUGAGGUGGGUCAGUAGGUCGUGUGAACGCCUCACAAUGGAAUGACUUGAGUCCAGUGAGACCUCAUUAGGAUGACUAUUUCAGGGAUCCUUAGUGUUGUGAUUUGUUUUCUGAGAUUGGAUUUUAUUUUAUCUGAUACUUCAGCUCAUCUAAAGCUUGUGUUCUGUACAUGUGGUGUUUGACUGUGCCAUUGACUUACGGAAGUUCAGCGUCGUAUGUCUCUCUACACUGUGGUGCACUUAACUUGUGGAUUUUUUAUACUAAAAAUGUAGAAUAAAGACUAUUUUGAAGAUUUGAAUAAAGUGAUGAAGUUGCAUUAACCUCA
This is a messenger RNA of Psammomys obesus (fat sand rat), 1821 nucleotides long. RefSeq names its product DAZ associated protein 2 (gene Dazap2). The transcript is spliced from 4 exons. The record is from RefSeq and is a predicted model, not a curated record. The coding region runs from base 121 to 627 and encodes 168 amino acids. NCBI's taxonomy places the organism in Eukaryota, Metazoa, Chordata, Mammalia, Rodentia, Muridae.